AGAUAGUAAUCAGUCUAAGACUGGCGAACGUAACAUAUCAACUGUCCAAAGUAUCCGUUUUCAGUCGCAAAAAUUUAAACAACAAAAGUAUCCUACAGAAAAAGGAAAAAGGGAAGAAAGCAUGGCAAGCAGCAAUUUUUUCCUGAUCGGAAUUUUAUUUGCAUUUGUGGUGUACCAGAACUUACAAUCUAGUACAACCAUAAUUAACUUGAAUAGAGAGGUAAAUGCUCCAAAGCGAUUUGUUUUUAACAUCCUUUCCAUGGUGGAGAACAUGGAAGAAAUCGAUCCGAUAAUGUAAGGUUAUAAUAUUUCAAAAUGAAAUACCUUCUUUUAGAGAAGUUUUUGGGAAUUUUUAGAUUAGAAAUGAAAGUGAAUCCAGGCUAUCCAGUUAAAAAGAAAAACGGAAACAUUAAGAACAAAUUGACGUCCGUUUUAAAGUUUGAUAGCGUACCCAUCCUACCCCCAUUGCCCUUCGAUACCGGCGCUCUAAUUGAUUAUCGUUUUGAUCGUGUUACACUGACUUUCCAGCCACAAGGACUUUUACAAUCGGUUAUGCACGUCGAGGAUAUUUGGUCUGUAAAAAGCAAGGGCGACGAAAGAAGCAAAAUCGAAGUAACUUCUAUUGUGUCUACACCAUAUAUGUUAAAAUCAACGACCCGCCGAACUGCUUAUAAAGUCAUAAAUAUUAUGUUGGAUAAGAUGAAGCGAAUGGCUGAACGCGACUAUGAAAGGUACAUUCAAGAAUCUGCGGAUUCGAAUUUGGGAGAAGAUUCUAUACAGGACACUUACAUACCAGGAGUUUCCGAUGGCGCUAGUGCUCACGAUCCUGAAUCGACGCCUUUAGGUAGGCGGCGUUAA
This is a messenger RNA of Dimorphilus gyrociliatus, 858 nucleotides long. Lineage: Eukaryota; Metazoa; Annelida; Polychaeta; Dinophilidae. The record is from the annotation of a GenBank genome assembly.